AUGCGCUUCUCUACCGUCGCUGCUACUGCCGCUCUCGCCGUUGGCGCCUCCGCAUGGCAAGGCAACUCGACCGCCCCGGUCUACAUCACCGAGGUCGUCACUGCCUACACCACCUACUGCCCUACUCCCACUGAGAUCACCCACGGCGGCUCCACCUACACCGUCACCGAGGCCACCACCCUGACUAUCUCCGACUGCCCUUGCACCGUCACCAAGCCCAUGACCUCCUCGGUUGUCACCUCGUGCGCCACCUGCACCCCGGUCGCUCCCCACGUCCCGUCCUCCAGCGCCCCGGCUCCUCACGUGCCCUCUUCAAGCGCCCCAGCUCCCCAUGUCCCAUCCAGCAGCGCCCACUACAACAACGGCACCACCCCCAUCACCUCUUCUGCCACCCACCCAGCUGGCACUGGCUCCCCAUCUGCCACUAGGAGCGGCCCGAUCGCCACCUUCACGGGUGCUGCCAACAAGGCCUUUGCUGCCUCGGGCGCUGGUCUUGCUGCCGUCUUCGGCUUCGCUGCUUACGUUUUGUAA
Messenger RNA from Coniosporium apollinis CBS 100218, 531 nucleotides. RefSeq lists its product as uncharacterized. Gene Ontology annotation, molecular function: structural constituent of cell wall. The coding region runs from base 1 to 531 and encodes 176 amino acids. Gene Ontology annotation, biological process: fungal-type cell wall organization. The transcript is spliced from 3 exons. The record is from RefSeq and is a predicted model, not a curated record. NCBI's taxonomy places the organism in Eukaryota, Fungi, Ascomycota, Dothideomycetes. Gene Ontology annotation, cellular component: fungal-type cell wall.